AGUAGUUCUCCUCUCCACCACUCGACCACUAAUCCUUGUCGAAAAAAAAUAGACAUUGAUAAUGGCCCAAGAUAAGAUAAAGUAUGGAAGCAAAAAGUUCAAGAAGAUGCUCAAUGAGCUUUACAAAGAAGCAACGGAAUUGUCCAACGACCACAACUGCAAGGUGGGAAUUUUCGUGACCCCAAAGGAAAAAGACAAGAAUUCAAAAAUUUAUGCUUCUGGCUCCCCCUCGAUGGAGUCCGUCGUGGAGGAGUUGGAGGCGAACGCGAAGGCAGAGAGAAUGAAAAGGAAGAAGCUUAGGGCCACAUUCAGUGCCACUCCUGUUUGUGGUUGUAAACUUGGCGGAGAAGAUGCCAAUGUUAUGCAUGAGGGGAAAUAAAAUUUGGUGUAAUUUGAUGCAUGAAUUGGUCGUCAUGCCCUAAUUAUCAACAAUAAAAAUUCGGUAAUACUAUGGUGACUACAGUUCUAUAACAAU
Messenger RNA from Rhododendron vialii, 475 nucleotides. RefSeq lists its product as uncharacterized. The transcript is spliced from 2 exons. The record is from RefSeq and is a predicted model, not a curated record. Lineage: Eukaryota; Viridiplantae; Streptophyta; Magnoliopsida; Ericales; Ericaceae. The coding region runs from base 62 to 379 and encodes 105 amino acids. Gene Ontology annotation, molecular function: protein dimerization activity; DNA binding.